UGGCCUUCCUCCUCCCGUCUCCUCUUAGAAACAGCCAUCUCCAUCUCCUCCUUCCAAACCCUAAGUGAAGUCAGGGAUAAAAAUACCAAUAAAAAAGAAAAAGAAGGAAGGAAGUCGAAAAUGCCGCCACCGCUGCCGACCAUAUCCCUCUCCUUCUCCUCCUCCUCAAUCUUUCUCCAACCCCUCCAGCCUCGCCGCCGCCUCUCGACCUCCCCCUCAACCCUUGUAAAAAAAUCGGCCGUCCGGUCUGAGCUCGCCACCCUCCCCGUCCUCUCCUUCUCCGGCGAGAGGGUCGGCGAGGCCUUCUUCGACCUCAAGGCCGCCCCUUUGGACACCGCCCGCGCCGUCGUCCACCGCGGCCUCAUCACCGACCAGCAGAACGCUCGCCGCGGCACCGCCUCUACCCUCACCCGCGGCGAGGUCCGCGGCGGUGGCAAGAAGCCCUACCCCCAGAAGAAGACCGGCCGCGCCCGCCGCGGCUCCCAGCGCACCCCGCUCCGCCCCGGAGGCGGUGUCGUCUUUGGCCCCAAGCCCCGCGACUGGUCUAUCAAGAUUAACCGCAAGGAGAAGCGCCUCGCCCUCUCCACCGCCAUCGCCAGCGCCGCCGCCGCCGACGCCCUCGUCGUGGAGGACUUCGGGGACCAGUUCCGAGGGGGCCCUAAGACCCGGGACUUCGUGGCGGCCAUGAGGAGGUGGGGGCUGGACCCCAAGAAGAAGUCCAUGUUCCUGAUGAUGGAGGUGCCGGACAACGUCCGCCUUUCCUGCAGGAACAUCGGGACCCUCAAGAUGCUCACGCCCAGGACGCUGAACCUGUUCGAUGUCCUCAACUCGGAAAAGCUGGUCUUCACCAAGGACUCUCUCGACUAUCUCAAUGCUAUGUACGGGGACAGAGGCAGCAGCGAAGAGGACGAUGAUGAGGAGGAACAAGUGUUUGUUGCAGUCCUGAGCAGGUUUGCGAAACCACGCAUUCGUAUCGAACUGCAUGUUUCGGACUGAACUGAGGUGGUCUCAGUUCGUGGAGAAGCAAAACUGCACACAUCUACUGCAAACCGCAACAAAACCACCCGAACCACUUGCAGAUCAGAUGGUUCAGGGCGAUCAUUAUCGGUUCGUGCCCGAACAGGCUAGUUCAGUAUCAGUCGCAUAGGGACAACUAGGGACCCCUUUUCGUUUUUUUUCUUUCUUAUGGUUCGGUGGUUCCAGCAGGCAGAAAUAAAGGGAGAGGGAGAGAGGAAGAUUGGGAGCUUGUGAAAUCUUAAACUCUAUAAGAUGUUGCCACUGACAUCUGUAUUACUGUGGAAGAAUCUAGUUGAAAGUCAUGAUUGAUGGUUCCUUUUUCCUUGUUUUCAAUAUUAAAAUGAAUGGAUUGUAUUGUUAUUAGAC
This is a messenger RNA of Phoenix dactylifera (date palm), 1383 nucleotides long. The record is from RefSeq and is a predicted model, not a curated record. Lineage: Eukaryota; Viridiplantae; Streptophyta; Magnoliopsida; Arecales; Arecaceae.